Messenger RNA from Cladophialophora psammophila CBS 110553, 750 nucleotides. Its product is annotated as vesicle-associated membrane protein 7. Bases 1 to 750 code for a protein of 249 amino acids. The transcript is spliced from 2 exons. Lineage: Eukaryota; Fungi; Ascomycota; Eurotiomycetes; Chaetothyriales; Herpotrichiellaceae. Gene Ontology annotation, cellular component: membrane. The record is from RefSeq and is a predicted model, not a curated record. Gene Ontology annotation, biological process: vesicle-mediated transport.
AUGGCCUCGAGUUCAGGACAGUCCAACCAGCUGCUCUAUGCAUGCAUUGCUCAUGGAACCACUAUCCUCACCGAGCAUACAUCACCUGGCACCUCGUCUUCUUCGGCCUCAUCGCUUGCCUCAGUCAUUCUCCCCAAGAUCUCUCAUUCGACUCCCGCGAAGCUCACCUACACCCACGACCGUCUGUUUGUCCACUACAUUGCAGACUCGCCUUCCUCGACGUCGAAUGGGUCCGACGAGCAACUUUCCAGUCAUGCGGCUCUCACCUACCUGGUGGUUGCUCAGACAGAGAUGGGCCGGCGUGUGCCGUUCGCGUUCCUGCUGGAGCUCAAGAAGAAGUUCCUGACACAGUAUAAGCCCGAGUCUACGGAUUUUUCGUCGUUGCCCGCCUAUGGGACCGCAGCCUUCAACUCUACUCUAAAGGCGAUGAUCCAGCAAUACAACACCGCCCCGCCGAGUGAUGCAUUGACCAAUGCACGCAAAGAGAUUGACGACGUCAGGGACAUCAUGACUGAGAACAUUGAGCGGGUGCUGGAGAGAGGGGAGAGGAUUGAUCUUUUGGUGGACAAAACGGAUCGGUUGGGAGGGAGUGCGCGGGAUUUCCGAGUGCGAAGCAGAGGGUUAAGGCGGCAGAUGUGGUGGAAAAACGUGCGGGUGAUGGUGCUGCUUGUGGUUGUUGUCAUCUUUCUGAUCUAUCUGUUCGUCGGAUUCGGCUGCGGAUUGCCCACCUGGAGCAAAUGUGUUGGCUGA